Effrenium voratum is the source of this 732-nucleotide messenger RNA. The record is from the annotation of a GenBank genome assembly. NCBI's taxonomy places the organism in Eukaryota, Dinophyceae, Suessiales, Symbiodiniaceae.
AUGGCUCGUGUAAAUCCAGAAUCGUCUGGGUUGCGGCAGCGCCGCAGUGAUGGGGGCGUGAGAGGCGUGACUUGCCUGCCUUCCGUGUUUGACCAGGUGGAUUGCUUCGCCGUGAAGCAAAACGUGGAAUACUUCGAAGCAGUCACUGGUAUUGAGACGGAGAACUCCUACCAGGUCCUCGGCGCUGUGCAAGGGCGCCCAGUUUUUGGUCCUGUUGCCGCCCAAGAAAGCUCCGGCUUCCUUGCAAGGAUGUGCUGUGGCAAUCGCCGGCCGUGGAUCAUACGCCUUGGACCAAAAGACCCUGUGCUGGUGGUGAAACGGCCUUUCCGCUGGGCCUUGCAGGAAGUUGAGGUCUAUGGCAACGAAGGACUGCUAUUGGGAACAGUGAAACGCAGUUGGAGGGGAUGGCCCUUACAGCGAAAUUUUUUGAUCAAGGAUCAGAAUGGUGAGCUUCAACUGCAGAUAGCCUGUCCGUUCCUUUCCUUUGGCUGGAAUUUCACGGUGGAAGACCUCGAUGGUGCGGAGCUUGGCAGAAUCUCGAAGAAGCUCAGCCUCUCCGCCAAAGGCAUCGCGCAGGAGCUGUUCACAGACGCGGACAAUUUCGGUUGUGAAUUCUCUGCUCGCUUGUCGCCAGCGUGCAAGGCAUUGCUGCUCGGAGCCGUAUUCCUCAUCGAUUUCUGUUUCUUCGAAGACAACGAGGUCCAGCACCAACAAGGGCGGCGGCGUCGCUGA